Molecule: messenger RNA, 474 nt
Organism: Puccinia triticina
Lineage: Eukaryota; Fungi; Basidiomycota; Pucciniomycetes; Pucciniales; Pucciniaceae
Exons: 1
Coding region: 1-474 (157 amino acids)
Source: RefSeq, a predicted model, not a curated record
AUGAAGGGUCCUGAUACAUGUUACAGAUUUUUUUGUGUGAACCCUCCCAAAACCCCUGCCCAACCCGCUGAGACACUGGACUCAGGUGAAACUCACCUCGCUCGGAACAGGAUAGGUCGCAACCAGCUCAGUCCCCCUCUCUUCGCUUCAAGCUCAGCCAUGUCCCACAAAUCGCGAUUCCCUCAAGUACCACAGGAAAACUGUUCAAUUCCAGGUUCAAAUCCCAUUCGGAACCCUCUUCAAAUCAAUAAACUGAUGAUGAAUCUUUUUCUCCACAUGUAUACAGGCAGAAUCAAUUGCUAUGAAAAAUCAGCGACUAAUACCAACUCACACACAGCUCCCUCGGUCUCCAGUGAUGCACACCUUCUUCGGGAUGCCGAUGCAGGUAUGUCUUACCUUCUUGCUUUCAUCAGAUCGCCAAAUGCCAUUUUCUUGACUUAUUACUGGUCGAUCCACUGCUUUAAUCAAUUGUGA